GAUCUUAACCCGCAUCUCUACCAUGCUAUACACAUCUACUGGCUUAAAUUUUAUGGAAUGUGGUAUAACAAGUACUCGCCAAAUUGUUUGUAUUUCUGGUUGCAGAUAAUUUAUACCGUAAUUGUACUGUGGCUUGUUUGUUUUCUGCCUGCGAUUGGAGAAAUCGAAUAUUUACUGAAACGGCAGGAUAAUGUUGGAGAAAUCGCUGAAGGCGAAAUGUACACAUAUUUCAAAGUGGCGGUGUUUUGGUUGAAUAAGAGGAAAAUUUUGAGACUGCUUAAAUAUUUGCAUUGCAAGGAGUUCAAGCCAGACGAGCAGGAGCAUAGGGAAAUCUUGAGAGAUAGUAUUAAAACCUCACGGUUUGUCAUGACCUCAUACUCCACUAUGUGCGUUGGGGCCGUUUCAGUGGCGAUGAUAAUGCCCCUAGCAGAAAACUUUGAAAUAUUACCGACUAACGUUGAGUACACAUACAUAAAUGUAAAUAAAGCUCCAGCCUAUCCAAUCAUAUACCUUCAUCAUGUAUACUACAAACCAGCUACGUGCAUUAUAGAUGGCGCUAUGGAUACUAUGUUAGCUGCAUUCGUUGUUUGUGCAAUCGGACAGAUAAAAAUACUCUCGUUCAAUCUGCGGAACUUUGGAGAAAUAGCAAUGAGAAGACGUAAAAAAGCAAUAGCUGAGGGACAAUUUGUCGGAAACCAUGACUUCUACCUCAAACUCGUGGUCAAGAAAUGUAUUCUACGUUAUAACGCUAUAAUUAGAUAUGUAUCCAUGAUAGAAAGUGCGUUCAGCUUGGCUUCGGCAUUACAAUUUAUGCUGAGUGUUAUGGUUCUCUGCUUGGUUGGAGUCCGAUUUCUCUCGAUCGAGAAUCCAAGAUGUCAUCCCAUACAAAUCGUUUGGAUGGCAAUCUACCUGGCUUGUAUGUUGAUAGAGGUGUUCAUAUUGUGCUGGUUCGGGAACGAGCUCAUUCUGAAGAGUUUGGAGCUCAGUAUGGCGGCGUACGAAGGACCCUGGUUGAAAUUAGACCCUAAAACCACAAUGCUCAUUAUCGUAUUCAUGGAACGAUGCAAGCGCCCUCUGCGAGUUACUGCGGGGAAGAUUUUCACGCUAUCCCUCGACACCUAUACGAACCUAAUAAAUUGGUCCUACAAAGCGUUUGCUGUUAUAAGGAAUAUGAAAAAAUAG
Molecule: messenger RNA, 1182 nt
Organism: Pieris brassicae (large cabbage white)
Lineage: Eukaryota; Metazoa; Arthropoda; Insecta; Lepidoptera; Pieridae
Gene: Or-44
Product: odorant receptor Or2-like
Exons: 9
Coding region: 58-1182 (374 amino acids)
Biological process (GO): sensory perception of smell; detection of chemical stimulus involved in sensory perception of smell
Cellular component (GO): plasma membrane
Molecular function (GO): olfactory receptor activity; odorant binding
Source: RefSeq, a predicted model, not a curated record